UGGUUCUCUCGGGCGGGCGGGCGUUGUCAGACGGAGCCGAGGAGCCGCAGGACGCGCAGUCACACCGCGGCGGAGUCUCUGGAGCGGAGCUAGCCAUGAGCUAACGCAGCAGCUAGCCCCAGUCUUCUCACACCGCGGCGGCUAAAACCGACGUUAAGUUCCUCCGCGUAGCGACGAACAGAGGGGUCUGUUUGCCGGGGAUUAAUAAUUCGGCCCCCUUGUUGCAGCUGGACUCUUACAGCCUUCCUCUCUCAGUCCUUCCCUUCACCUUUCACACUCGGACCUCUCGGCACCCACGGCCAUGGCAGCUGCUAAGCCGAAAGGGCAGAACUCUCUAGCCCUUCACAAAGUGAUCAUGGUGGGCAGUGGAGGGGUGGGGAAGUCCGCCCUCACGCUCCAGUUCAUGUAUGACGAGUUUGUUGAAGACUAUGAGCCCACCAAAGCCGACAGCUACAGGAAGAAAGUGGUGCUGGACGGAGAAGAGGUGCAGAUCGACAUCCUCGACACAGCUGGACAAGAGGACUACGCGGCCAUCCGAGAUAACUACUUCCGCAGCGGCGAGGGUUUCCUCUGCGUGUUCUCCAUCACGGAACUGGAGUCGUUCGCAGCGACGGUCGACUUCAGAGAGCAGAUUCUGCGGGUGAAGGAGGAUGAGAACGUGCCCUUUCUCUUGGUCGGGAACAAGUCUGAUUUGGACGACCGGAGGCAGGUCAGCGCCGACGAGGCGAAGGCCCGCGCCGAGCAGUGGGGCGUGUGCUACGUGGAGACCUCCGCUAAAACCCGGGCCAAUGUGGACAAGGUGUUCUUUGACCUGAUGAGAGAGAUCCGGGCGAGGAAAAUGGAGGACAGCAAAGAGAAGAACGGCAAGAAGAAAAGUAAAAGUUUGGCCAAGAGAAUUCGAGAGAGAUGCUGUAUUUUAUAGUGGUCAAAGAGGGCAGGAAGGCUGCUUAUGUACAAAUACAUUUCUCAGACUUUUGCAUUUAUUUUGUGCCCAUACCUGACCAUGACUUUCUGACCGCGUGUCGGGGAGUAGUAAGGUGGCACCGCACUCACCAUUUAUAGCUCUUAACUCUGCUGACACUUGAUGUGUCUUCCUUCUUUUACUCCGACCACAUUACAAAGUGUAAUGUUUGAUUUAGGUCCUAAGCCCCAAACCUUUCAUUGUAAAGUAUGAUGUGUAUAAUAUAUAUAUUCAGACAAAAUGUGCAGAAGAAACGAAUGUGAAUGCGUCAGAGCCACGCUUUGGACGGGAUAGUGGGGGGAGAAGAUGUACGUGAACAGACUCGGUGUCGCGUCAACCUCGGAAUUCAUCAAGUGCCACAACGAGCGAAUCUAAAGAAGCGUUUCAAUUGAAAGACCAAGAGCCCAAAUGUAAUGCCGAUCCCCACUUACCGUUUUACAACUCAAUUCUUCCACGUGGUACGGUUAUGAAGUCAAACCCUUUCUUCCGUUUGAAGCUAGCAGCACACCGGCGGUUCCGUUUUCUUCCCCUUGGCAUCGCGCCGUUGAAUCCUCUCAAAUGCACAAAACAUUGAUCGUUUCCCCCCCGACGUCUGUGACUGUUUGCUUUUAGUAACAUUUCAAAUGUUUUACCUCAUUUCGCCAACCACUGUCUUUGCCUCUUUUUUGCCUCUUUUGAUGAAUCCCUGGUGCUCCCGAUAAAAGGCGAUUCCAAUAACACUACGCCCCCCCCCCUCCCCCCCUGCUGUUUGUAAACCCCUCGAGUUAAUCGGGGAAAGUCGUGUGAAGAUUUAUUGUUCCAAUUUAGCUUUUCCUGGCUACACUUCCACGUAGUUCCUCUUUUUUUCUUCUUAUUUUAGCCUAAAUGUAUUCCCUAAUAAGGAAUGAAUAAAUAGAUUGAUGAAUUCGAAGGCAUACCAUGUUGAAAAUGAAUGCAGGCUCGAUCGAAGUAAAGUGGUGCCUGUCCAAAAAGUUGCUCCCAUACACCAAAGAAGUAUGCUAGCUAGAACAGACGAGUGCCCACUUAUUACUGCGAGUGAACGACACCUUGCUCCAGAGAGGAAGAGGUGCCACACGAUGAAGAGGAAACACUGCACAGAGUGGAGGAACUUUAAUUCUGAGCGGCCUGGGAAUGAAAUGCAAGGCUGCGAGGUGGUUUAGUCAUUCCUGCACAGUGCAUCACUGUUGCCUCUCUGUCCAUUGUGAAUGUGACACCCCCCCCCCCCCCCUGCUCUCUCCCCCUUCUGCCCCCAUCCUGUUUGCCUGUAAUCUUAGCCUGCCAGUGAUGUGCAGCCUGCUCAUUUCCUCAUGCCCCUUGUGUUGUCAUUUUACAGGCAAAUGAGGAUUAAAGCAGUGGGGGAGGGGGGAGGAACAGCUAAAUUGCUUAGACCAAAACCCACUGUGAAGUCCCGCCCCCCCCCCCCCCCUCCCCACUCUCUUAGUUUCCCUUUUAUGACUGAGCCAAUUUAUGUCUUUUAGCCUAUUUAAAAUAACUUAUUUUUAUUAUCAAAGUGUGACCACUAUCCAGGGGUUGUUGCCACGGUGUCCACGGCAACGGCUCACCAUUUACAUGAAAGGAUUUCCUCACCCAAUAGGAAGCGCAACACUGGAGUCUAUGCAAAAAUGUGUAUCAUUGUAAUAGCAAAGAGAGAAUAAGAAAGUUGGAGACUAUUCAAACCAGUGUCAGCAAGAGACUAGAAGCAUUUAAACGGGAAUGCCGAUUAGAGAUCUGACCCCAGCGCAUAUGCUUUUAUAUUUGAAAACACUGAACAUUGUCUCAUUAUUAUUAUUAUUAUUAUUCUGAGUUAAUACAAUAACACUUAUUAACUCCUGGCUUUGAUUACAGGCUUUGUUUGUCAUACAGUUCAUUGUUUUUAUUUAUUCAAGAUAAAAAAUGCAAAAGAUUGUCCGUGGUAUUUCAUGUUAACUGAAAAGCACAGAGAGAGAGAGAGAGAGAUUUAAUGAUAUGUGACUGAAAAUCCCAAAUGUUGAGAAGUUUUGGCGUCAGAGUGUUUAGAAAGUAGUUUUAGGUAAUCUGUUUUAAGGGCUAACCUCCAGUACACCGCACCGGGAUGGAGACGCACCUGAAAGUUGAAGUGACAGGCGCAGAGUGAGCGAACCGCCGUUCUAUUGACUGCUGUGUGUCUUCAUCGCUGGGGAGAAGCCAUCACCAUAGUGCUUGUUUGCUCUCAACAUAUGCAUAUAAAACUCUUGUUUCGGUGCUUUUACGGUUCUUGAUGUUAAUAUGGCCGAACGGUUUUCCUUGGGAUUUAAUUGGGGAUUCUAGAACAGAUAUUUGUGUGAACGCCAUGAUGAAGCUGCACUUCGGGGUGUUAACAUAUUUUGUUUUGCCUUUUAUGUAAGUACCCUUGAAAAUAAAGAGUAAAUAUCAGUGCAUUUGAUUGGGUGGUUGUAUGUAUGCCAUUAAUUCAAUAUCUCCUUCGUGUUCACUACAUUUGAACUCAACUACUGGUGUAGGCUGUUCGUGAAGGCAAGAGGUGAAGCUUACAUUUCAGUUGUUUUUGUCUGUUAGUGAGGUACUUUGAAAUGGCAAAUAAAGUGGACGUUAAUGACA
Molecule: messenger RNA, 3535 nt
Organism: Pungitius pungitius (ninespine stickleback)
Lineage: Eukaryota; Metazoa; Chordata; Actinopteri; Perciformes; Gasterosteidae
Gene: ralaa
Product: v-ral simian leukemia viral oncogene homolog Aa (ras related)
Exons: 5
Coding region: 302-922 (206 amino acids)
Biological process (GO): regulation of exocytosis; Ras protein signal transduction
Cellular component (GO): plasma membrane
Molecular function (GO): GTPase activity; GDP binding; GTP binding
Source: RefSeq, a predicted model, not a curated record